Molecule: messenger RNA, 695 nt
Organism: Cucurbita moschata (crookneck pumpkin)
Lineage: Eukaryota; Viridiplantae; Streptophyta; Magnoliopsida; Cucurbitales; Cucurbitaceae
Product: transcription elongation factor 1 homolog
Exons: 5
Coding region: 103-372 (89 amino acids)
Biological process (GO): transcription elongation by RNA polymerase II
Cellular component (GO): transcription elongation factor complex
Molecular function (GO): RNA polymerase II complex binding
Source: RefSeq, a predicted model, not a curated record
UCAAUGCCUUGUACCAUUCUUCAAUUCGGCCAGCGACUCGUUUGCGGAAGAGAACGCUAAUUCCUCGCAAUUCGAUCAGCGAUCUGACUCACGCCACAAGAAAUGGGGAAACGAAAGUCAAGUGCAAAGCCCCCACCUAGGAAGAGAAUGGACAAGCUUGAUACUGUUUUUAGCUGUCCCUUCUGCAAUCAUGGAACCAGUGUUGAAUGUCGCAUUGACAUGAAGAACCUGAUUGGGGAAGCCUCCUGUGGGAUUUGCCAAGAAAGCUUUAGCACAACUGUUACAGCCUUGACUGAGCCAAUAGAUAUAUAUAGCGAAUGGAUCGAUGAAUGUGAGCGGGUCAACAACCCUGAAGAAGACGAUGGUGCUUAGAGGGAAUCAUCGACAAUGCUGCUUAGAGGGAAUCAUUGGGGAAGGUUGAAGUUUGCCAUUUUUCUACGAGAACGAAGCUUGCUCGUUCGAACGUUCCUUUUACGAAUCUUAAUUAAUAGGGUGACUUACCGGUAGGUAUAACAACACUCUUACCCUCGUAGCAGUAUAGACAAGCAUGUAUGUAUAAUAGUAUCAUAUUUUUCCUAGUUUGUGUGAAUUUUCAUCUAUGUGCAAAUGAAGAGUGGGUUUGUGAACCAUCCUUUAUUAUUACUAAUAAUUCAACCUUCUUGUAGAUGAAAUAUUAACGGACGUUCGUUCCUUCA